GAGGGGAGACUCUGCAGUGUCUUGGCAGCUGCAUUAUAGCAUCUCCCACCGUCCGUGGAGCCUCCACGGCCAAUGCCUGCCUCCUCCGCGUCCACCUGACAGCGCAGAAACCGAUAUGAAGUGAAGCCGAGCCGGACACUCGCUAUCUGUGUGCCCCCCGGAGACGGUCCGGAGCGCUUCGUUCACGCACCAAAACCUCCCCGUGACGAGAAUCUUUAAUGGAAAAUGGCGAUAGGCGAAAGGUCUUGCAGCAGCGUCUGCUUGGUAUCUCUCCAGAUUAUCUUGAUGCUCAGCGCGUCGUGGCCUGGAGCGGAGGGGCUCACAUUCCCACAGCAGUACACGAUAAUGCACUGGGCCCGGCGUAUCGAGCAGGAGAUUGACAGAGUCUUUCAGCACAUCACUGGAGCUCAGCAGUUGAAAGGGAUAUACAAUGAAGAAAGACGGCGGUUUAGUCUGGUGAAGAAUCAGCCUCGGAAGAUUGUGGAGAAGGUGGCCUUGGAUAUAGAGAAGCUCCUGGCCAAGAAACGUAAAGCACUAGAUAGGUUAGCCAGUGAAGCAGAGCGGCUCCAACGAGAGCAUCUAUGGCAGGAUGGAAUCAAGGAGCUUGACAUGGCUUAUUAUGACUCCAAGGCAGAGCUGGAUUAUUACUCCAUGGACGGGGAAGGAGAGGUGGAAAAUCCUUCUCACAUCAAGCUGGAGUUUGUGUAUGAUCCAAACUUCAAAAACAACGUCAACUAUUCCUACACGGCCGUUCAGAUUCCCACAGAUAUUUAUAAAGGAGCUCCGGUCAUUCUGAAUGAGCUGAACUGGACACAAGCGCUGGAGAAAGUGUUCAUGGAGAACAGUAGAGAGGAUCCGUCUCUGCUGUGGCAGGCGUUUGGGAGUGCGACAGGAGUCACUCGCUACUAUCCAGCAACACCUUGGAAAGUUCCUGAUAAAAUCGAUCUGUACGAUGUCAGGAGGAGGCCCUGGUACAUUCAGGGCGCCUCGUCCCCUAAAGACAUGGUCAUCCUCGUUGAUGUGAGUGGCAGUGUCAGUGGACUCACCCUGAAACUGAUCAAAGCAUCAGUGAUGGAGAUGCUGGACACUUUGUCUGACGAUGACUAUGUCAACGUGGCUCGGUUCAACGAGAAGGCUGAGGCCGUGGUUCCUUGCUUCAAACAUCUGGUCCAGGCCAACGUGCGCAACAAGAAGAUUUUCAAGGAUGCAGUGCAGCAGAUGCAGGCUAAAGGCACCACCGACUACAAGUCUGGCUUUCAUUUUGCCUUCAAUCAGCUGUUAAAUAAGACAAAUGUCCCCCGGGCUAACUGCAAUAAAAUCAUUAUGCUGUUCACUGACGGAGGCGAGGACAGAGCUCAGGAUGUCUUCAUGCAAUACAACUGGCCCAACAAAACGGUUCGAGUGUUUACCUUUUCGGUGGGUCAACAUAACUACGAUGUCACCCCUUUACAGUGGAUUGCCUGCACAAAUAAGGGUUACUAUUUUGAGAUCCGUUCCAUCUGUGCUAUAAGGAUUAACACCCAGGAGUACCUCGACGUGCUGGGACGCCCCAUGGUUCUGACAGGCAGCGAUGCCAAGCAGGUUCAGUGGACCAAUGUGUACCAGGAUGCUCUGGGUCUCGGCAUGGUGGUAACUGGGACUCUUCCUGUAUUCAAUCUCACCAUGGAUGGAAACUCACAGAAUCAGUUGAUAUUAGGUGUCAUGGGAGUGGACGUGCAUCUGGAUGAGAUAAAGCGACUCACACCGCGGUACAAUCUUGGGGCCAACGGAUACAUAUUUGCCAUUGAUCCAAAUGGAUAUCUGCUCCUUCAUCCCAAUCUUCAGCCAAAGCUCGUGAACCUUCCUGAACCUGUGACGCUGGACUUUCUGGAUGCAGAGGUGGAGGACAGCAAUAAAGAGGAGAUCCGACGCCAAAUGAUUGAUGGAAGACCAGGUGAAAUGCAGAUUAAAACUCUCAUCAAGUCCAUAGAUGAAUCCUACAUCGACGAGGUGUACAGAGGUUACACAUGGACUCCCAUCAACGGUACAGAUUACAGUCUGGGUCUGGUAUUACCCCCUUACAAUGAGUACUACAUCCAGGCAGACCUGAGUGAUGUGAUGCUGCAGCUCCAGUAUAUGCAGUCGUUGCUGCCCAGCUCCUUUGAGUCAUCAGGACACGUGUUUCUGGCUCCAAGGGAAUAUUGCAAGCGUCUGCAGCUCUCUGACAACAACACCCAGUUUUUGCAGAACUUCCUCUCCCUCAUGCUGGACAUCUCUCCAGAAUCUGAUGAGUGUGAUCAAGGCCUCAUCCACAACCUGAUUUUGGAUUCGAGGAUCAUUGGGCAGCUUGCUUCUCGUGUUUGGAAAAACAAGGACCUGAAUUCGUACGGCUUCCUGGCUGUCUUUGCAUCCACAGAUGGAGGAAUAACACGAGUAUUUCCCAACAUAGCUGCUGAGUUGUGGGAUGAAGAUCCUGAACCGUUCAACUCUAAUUUCUACAGACGGAGCCUCGACAACAGAGGCUACAUGUUCAGGCCUCCGUUCAGAUCCACUCUGGACGACCCAGUGGGAGCAGAAAACGGCACCGUUGGUAUUGUGGUUAGUUCAGCUGUGGAGGUUAAUUUAGGAGGCAAACUGCUCAAACCUGCAGUGGUCGGAGUGAAGCUGGACCUGGAAGCUUGGGUGGAUAAAUUUAAAAUCCUGGCCAGCAACGUGUCGGACAGCCGACAGGGUUCACACAAGUGUGGACCAUCCAGAAGCUGUGAGAUGGACUGUGAAGUGAACACAGACGACCUCCUCUGCUAUCUCAUCGAUGACGGUGGGUUCCUGGUUAUGUCCAAUCAGAGAGAUCACUGGAAGAAGAUCGGCCUUUUCUUCGGCGACGUGGACCCCUACCUGAUGCACGCGCUCUACAACAACUCCAUCUUCUCUCGGCGACAGUCUUUCCACUACCAGUCUGCCUGUGAGCCCGUCAGCAGCAGCCACACCGGAGCAGCACCAAGGGGCAUCUUUGUGCCGUCCAUCGCUGACGUCCUGAGCUUGGCCUGGUGGACGUCCACGGUGGCAUGGUCUGUGAUGCAGCAGCUUAUUUAUGGCCUGGCCUACAACAGCUGGCUCUACCGAGGUGAUGUCCUAGUUGAAGGUUUUGAAACAAAAGAAAGCAGCUGUGUGACCAUCCAAAGCCAGUUUUACUUCACAAACACCACAAACUCCUACAACGUGCUGCAGGACUGUGGAAACUGCUCUCGGCUGUUCCACGCGAAGCGGAUAGAAAGCACCAACCUGCUCUUUGUGGUCGCUGAGACGCUGCCCUGCAGCUCCUGUGAGAUAGAGAGACUGACCCAGAUCAGGACUGAGUUUCAGGAGGAAAAUCCAUGUGAAGUACUGAGCAAUGCACGAUAUCGUAAAGGCCCGACUUCCUGCUUUGACUACAGUGCCUUAGAAAACACGUCAGAGUGUGGACGGGGUCAUUCUCUGCAGUCCUCUAUAGGAGUCCUUCUCUUCAUUCAGCUGGCUCUGCCUCUCUUUCAUCUCUUACACGUACAAACACUCUGACAUUUUUCAUCUCUUUGGGUUUAGGCUCGGAUCUACCGAAGGUCAGAUCAAACAGCAAGUGCAAAAUUUUUUGAUCUGCAAACAGCUCACAGUGCAUUGUGCUCGGAAAGAAAACCCUGGAUCAGCUCUUAGUGUUCUUCUUUUUUUUUUUUUUUUUGCCUUAUUGCUUAUGCAGUCGUGGUGUUUCAGGGCUUGAGUGCAAAAUGUAGGAAGGGGAAUGUGUUGAGUGUGCAUGCUGCUUAAACUAGGACAAGCAUGCUUGAGUUUUUUUUUUUUCUUUCUGCACAUUGGCUCAGCAACAUCAUCAGUCAAGUCAGGUAGCUGCAAUGUACUUUUAAACAGGCCAAUGAACAAUCACCCAGCUGGAACGCACGUCAGUCACAAUCUGACUGUGGUGGCGACAUUCUAAAAGACCUAAAAACCUAUUUGGGUUUGUUUGCUUUAAAUACGCAGCAAUGUUUAGAGCUUUUUACAAGUAAAGUUGCAAAACGACCUUGUAGAAAUGUAGUAAAAGUCUUGCCAAAAAGUAAAAAUGAAUGAGAAAAUACACUGAAAAUAUCCACACACAAAUACUAAUUUGGCAGCAGAACUAAAUGAAUAUUAACAGCAUUAUAAUGUAGUUUACAUGUAGAGUCUUACAUAGCCAAGUCUGGUCCUGUAAGACUGUGAAUACCUGUAGAAUGGUCUAACUGCACCUCAUUGUCACUCAGCUAUAGAGGAAUAAACAUUCUGGCAUUUUCAACAGUUUACUGUGUAAAUUCUGAAAGUGAAAGAUAACUGGAUUGAUCACUUGAAGUACUAAAAGUUGCCCUGUGGGGUUUUCUGCUGCAGUUUCUGGAGACAAUCAGUGUUUUACAACAAAAACACGUUGAUUUCGUUCCCUUCCUCACACAGCAUAUGCAGAGCAGAUCUUUUUAGAGUAUAAACCUGUAUUCUUUACAUCCAUUACAGCCAUCUUCUCCCAUAUCGCCUGGGUAUGGUGUGCCUGCAUGUAAGAACUAAUACAAAUGUGGCUCUGUAGUGCUUCUAGUGGUGCAAAACUCCACAGGGUAACUUUAACGCUACGUUCACAAUGAUACGCUCUCAUUUUGAAUUAGUCUUUAGGGUUGGUUGUUUAGGUGCAAAAAAUACUACGGAGGAAGAACAGUAAUGGCAGAAAGUAAGAGUGGAGAUUUAACUGCACAACAGCUCAGUUGUUCUCCAUAUUUAACUAACCUCUGGCAGUCAAGGCUGAUGAUUUUGUUCUCUUUCAGAAAACGUUCACAUGAUAACAGCCCAAUAAAUGAAACAACAACUGAUUCGACCCAGUCAGGAAGUGAAAGUGGGUGUGUCUGUCAUAGUAUCCAACAGGCUUUUUUUCUGUCCAUCCAGAGUUUUCAAACUAAAACGAGGUCAGCAUUGUUUCCAAGAGUUUGCAUAAUAGGGAUCCUAAAAUACAGGAGCAGUGCAGAUAGUUGGCAUAAACUUACCAGAAGUUCUGCGUUUUAAAAUGGAAACACAUUAUUGUGGGUGUAGAGGUUGAACUUCAUGCAUUCAGGUAAAAUAGACACAAGAGUUACUUCUCAAUGCUCCAUUUGCUAGCUUUUAUCCAGACGAGCUCAGUGAUUGGACAAACAGCAUCAAGUUUGUAACGAUGGUAGUGAGAUUUUUUAAAUCUUUCGUCACUACCUUGCUGCAGAACUUUGAAUAUUCAGUCAUUUAUGUGGAUUUUUAGCUGUAGACGUAUCACCGUUGACGUGUUCUGGAUGCCAAACCUGAGUAAUUAACUGCGGUCCAAGAUAUUCACACAGGCAGAGGACAGUUUGAAAUCAUGCACAGCCUUGAAAAUGUAAAUAAAAAUAGACUGAAUAUGCUGCUGGAUGAGCUUCAGACUACCACCCGCAGUUUGCUUAGAUGCUGCUUGUGGCAACUUGCUUUUGUUGGCUUAAAAUAAAUCUGCUGGGCCUGUUUUCAUUUGCAUGUCGAGUCCUGGCGGAGUGUCUUUGCACACACAGUACUGGAGCUCCUGUUUUUACACGAUGGUAGAUCCGGGCCUUAACCUCACAUUCACUUCAGUGUCUUUCAAUCCACCUCUGACUUUUGCCAAGACAGUUUUAGCACUAUAAAUUAUAUCAUACAUGACAGGACCCUGAAUGAUUCCCUCUGCUCUCUUGUGCUCUGUCUCUUAUGUCUUUAAACCCAACCAGAUUUUAAACAGAACUUUGAUGAAAAGUUCACUUUUUUUUGCCCGACAGCUUUUUUUCCAGAGCACUUAUGAGACAAGAGAUGAGAAACGCCAAAUGGAUGAAAAGCACCAGUGACUUUUCAUGACACAUAUCAGCGAAGAAACAUCCGUGAGGUUUCAUUGUGAUGCAGGAUUGUUAAAGUCGAGGUUUGCUUUGUUGAAAUGCUUCCACAGAUGCUUGGUUUGAUCUUGAAAUGCUUCCAGUUGAGUGAGAUGUGGUCCAAGGAUGUAAAAUCUAACAACAGACGGCCAAAAUCAUCCAACAUUAAUACGUAGAUUUUGUGAAGUGGUCGUGCAUCCUUGGUGGGCUACAAUAUGUUGUAACACUGCACAGUGUUUAGUGCAAUAAUGCUAUGACCAUUGGAGACUUUAUUCUAGCCGUAAUAUUCGAUUUAUGAUCACAAGAGAAGUGAUUUAAAAGCAGUGUUAUCGGUGUCUAACAGCACACAAUGUGCAGAAGUUACUGUGUGGCCAAUAUGUUUUUAAACAUCUGUUGUUUGGGAAGCUCUUUGUUCUUUUUUGUAUCUUGUAUUGCCACUAUUUGUUAAAUCUGAAUUUAUGCACUUAUGUAUGCUUCUGUAUGGGGAAUGUAGCUUCUGAACAGCUUUCGGUGUUAUCAAUAUGUUAUCGAUGUGUGAUGCUUUUGGAUCCUCUGUCCAGUUUCCCCUGAUGUCUCACUGAAUAUGAUGAUUCACUGUGGCAGAACAUUUCUGUUUUAUCAUGUAUACGACACCAAGGAGAGAAAUCUGAUGCAACAGUUGCAAGAAAUGAUGCAUUUAAACAUCAGAUUAAUUUGCAGAAUUGAUUUGAUUCAGUUAAAAACUGACCCUGUAACUCAGAUUAAUGACAUUUAAAUGGGCUGCAAUGAUUUUAUUUUUGAUUUUAGAUGCUGAUUAACCUGACAGUUUGUAUUUUCAAUUAUUUAAUUUGCCAUUUUGUCUUUAAAUCAAGUUUUAAAAAAAAACACACACAUAAAAAUAACAAAAAGCAACCCAUCUCAGUUUCUCUGAUUGCUGACAUCUAACAUCUGAAAAUAAUAAUUAAUUUGACAUUAAAAUGAAAUAUUUUCUCACUGGAAAAAUGUGGGCGUUUCUGGAUUAAUUAAUUAUUCAGAUUCAGAAUUGAUUAAGUGUCAGUUGCCUAAUUUGUUACCAGUGGUUUCUGCUCUACAUACAGUAUGUUUUCUGUGUAAAUGUUUGCCACCAGAAAAGUUCAUUUACUGUUAAGGCUUCUUUAAAAUCUCCUUUCCCUCCUGACGUCAUUCUGCACAGUGAAGCUCAAACAUCCUAGAGCAGCAAAAGGAGAAACAUAUUUCAGAGCGACAUUGAGGAGGUCGGUGUAUACAUGAUAAAAUCCAGAAAACCAUUUCCCACAGUGAUUCAUUCAGUCGUGUGUUUUUGUGUUCUCCGUUGAUCCGGUCGCAGAGUUAACGGGGGAUAUUUUUAAAAAGCUUUUUUGACAAACUAUUUGUAAACCGCUGUUUUUCUCCGUCUGCCUGGUGUUCCGCCCUGCAGUGCCUUGUUGCACUCGUCUUUUUGGAUGGCAGGAACAUUUGGAUCUUAGAUGUGGACAUUGAUCCUGCAGGCCUUGGAAGGGUUGCGACGGUUCAGCUCUGAAAGGACUUCUCAGUCAGAGAAUCUGAAAAAGAUGCUCUUCAUGAACUUAGGAGACACUUUUAAAUGGAGCACAGUUGUGAAGGAGCAGCUGGCCUCCCCUCCCGCCUUCUCGUGGACACAUGUUUGUCAAAGGAACCCUGCUGCCCUCCUGCUCCGUGUCGUUUAUCUCUACACUGUGGUUCAGCCUCGAAUCAAAGCACAGACACUGUCCAUUUUCAUAGAUUUCUACUUCGUCCCAUCUGCUCACUGUAUAUCCUCUAUUUGACGCCUGUCGGAAACAUGUACUUUCAGUUGGGACUGACUGAAAUGCGUGAAUGUUUAUGUACAGUGAACCUACUGUUUGUGCAUCUCUGCCGUACCCGAGCAUGGCGGGACCCAGAGAGGCAGAAUUAAAGCUCAACACUGAUCGAAGACCUCAGCACCAACACUGCUUUCAAGAAAACGGACAGACAACAGACAACAGACCUGCCACACUACCUUCAGGUCGUUUUGCAUUAUCAAAACAGCACAGUGGAGGAAAGACGUUUUGUGGAGCUCUUUAUAGCCAGUACAGUACAAUAUAUUCCUACUAUUGAGGUCAGUGUUGUAGUUUUUGUUUAAGACUUACUGGUAUUUAUUUGCAUGAUAUUUUGAACAUUUACAGAUUUGUGUACAUAGUCUGAUGGAUAUUUUACAUUCCUGUCCGCAUCCGGCUCCCCAGCUCCGUCGGGGGGGAAGCGAUUGUGUCCUCUGGGGUCAUUUCCGGUGACGUGGAGGCCGACGACGAGCUCUCUGCUGUGUUUGAACCAAUGAAGCUGAAAGUUUGACUUCAGUGAAGCCCAAAGUAACUGUCAGUGUUUGCAACUUAGGUCUCUUGCAGCAAGAAAAAGCACACAUGAGUUUAGAAUCAUGAGCAACAUACUGCCUGAUUGAUCUUUAUUCAUUUGUUUAGGAACAAAAAAAGGGUCUCCAAGUGAUAUAAAAACAUGAUUUAUGCAUUUAAAGGCUGUACAACGAGCAAAUAAGGCAGUGGCAUGUGUGGGGACGCCCCUUUAUUGAUUAACUUUGUUUCUGUAGUAGAUUUAAGUGUUGCUUUUUUCAUUUCCUUCUGGUUUAUUUGAUAUAUUUAUUGAUUUGGGUAUCGUGAGUAAUCUUUGUAUUAAACAGAAAGGAACUGAAUGUGUUUGAAGCUUGCGUGAGCACAAGAAGCAGUUUACAAGAAAAAUAGCAAAACAGACAGAAAUGACUUCUAUAUCCUGUACGUCUCUGUCCUUUGAUUUACUGAGUAUCCAACGAUGAGAAUGUUCACGUUUUUGCUGUAACUUUUGCUUUACAUUUUGCUGACGUUGUUGUUUACUCGGGACAGUUUCCUCUCUUUGUGCCAGUCUCCAAACGCCACCUCAUUUUUGUACAGACAAUGUGAAGCAGUCAGCGGAAGAUGAAGGCCAACUUUGUAAAGAUUUUGUCAGUCACAUUACAGAAUGGAUAUUUAAAUGUUUAUAUCUUUGGUGAUUAAAUGCUAUUGAUAUUUUUCACUUCA
Acanthochromis polyacanthus (spiny chromis) is the source of this 8893-nucleotide messenger RNA. RefSeq names its product voltage-dependent calcium channel subunit alpha-2/delta-2-like. Lineage: Eukaryota; Metazoa; Chordata; Actinopteri; Pomacentridae. The record is from RefSeq and is a predicted model, not a curated record. The transcript is spliced from 38 exons. Gene Ontology annotation, cellular component: voltage-gated calcium channel complex. The coding region runs from base 226 to 3534 and encodes 1102 amino acids. Gene Ontology annotation, molecular function: voltage-gated calcium channel activity.